Messenger RNA from Aspergillus aculeatinus CBS 121060, 1474 nucleotides. RefSeq lists its product as uncharacterized. Bases 297 to 1355 code for a protein of 352 amino acids. NCBI's taxonomy places the organism in Eukaryota, Fungi, Ascomycota, Eurotiomycetes, Eurotiales, Aspergillaceae. The transcript is spliced from 7 exons. The record is from RefSeq and is a predicted model, not a curated record.
UCCCAAUCAGCACUCCAUGGCCCCCAACCUUGAACUUGGAAGACGACUAACAUUCCUUCUUUGGUUUGCUUGCACCAUUCGAGUAUUUCCCCUCCCCCUCCCACUCCAGCCCCCAAGGGCCAAAUCUUCCCCCAUCUUGUAGAUACCGAGUAGCAACUUAGAAACCUUACCAGCAUGGUCUGCCUUGCUGAUCUUUUCAAGCUGUGCAUCGACAUUAUAUAACCUUGAUCAACAAGAAACCCUCGUCUCAGUCCCCUUGUAUCUCUUACCCCCCUCCCCCAAGACACACUUGCAUCAUGGCUACUCAGUGGAUUGGUGUAUUACAGCCUCCAGAUGGAGAAGAGUCCAACCUUAUCGAUCCUGUAAGCCAGCUGGGCAACAACAUCGCGCUCCACACGGUAUGCCUGACGCUGGCCACCGCUGGCGUUGCGAUCCGAAUCUAUACCCGAGUUGGGAUUCUCAAGUCGAAGCUUGGGCUGGAUGACUACUUUGUGAUCUUGUCUUGGUGUUUAACAGUGGCUUUCUCUGGCCUGAUGUUUGAAUCCUAUCACUGGGGCAUUGGGCGACACAUGUGGGAUGAGCCUAUGACAUGGCUGGUGCCAGCUCUCAAGUACUUCACGAUCGCUCAAUAUGUCUACCUUCUCCUGACCCCAGCGGUGAAGUUGAGCUUCCUUCUCUUCUACUAUCGGAUCUUCGCUCCCGAUCGAACAAUGCGAUACCUUAUCCUCGGCGGUAUCGCCUUCGUGUCCAUCAGCCACGUGACGGUCUUUUUCCUUACUAUUUUCUCCUGCACUCCCGUUUCGCACGCCUGGAACGAGUUCGGUGAGGGGAAGUGUUGGAACCCGACAAUUCUGCCGUAUCUUUCAGGCGCCCUCAGCUCGACGACCGAUCUCUAUGUCCUCUUGUUGCCGAUACGAUCGUGUCUGGGAUUGAACAUGACUUUGCGACGGCGACUACGACUGCUGGCAGUCUUCAGUAUUGGUAUCUUUGCAUGCGUGACGAGUUUAAUUCGACUUGGUCAAACCCAUAUUCUGACUGACAGUACGGACGCGACCUGGAAUAUUUCCCAUAUCGCUGUGUGGGCCGUCCUCGAGUGCAAUGUGGGCAUCUUCUGCUCCUGCAUGCUUCUCCUCCCGCGAUUCGUCGAGCGGUACUUCCCCAAGGGUGUGACCUCGUAUUUCUCACGUCUCUGGAGCAGCAACGGGGGAAGCAAAAAGGAACGCAGUGUCAGCAAUGGACCUUGGAAGGAUGGGUCCUGGCAGUCCCCGAAGCCGUGGGAGAAGUCUGCCAGCAAGCCCGCCGCCAUUGAGCUGGGUUCAACGGAAAGCUUGAACAGGCAGUCCCUGACAGUCUAGACAGAUCAGGGGGCUUCAUAGCUUCGUAGUGGGUGUCUGUCUUUCCCGUCCCGUGUCCUGUAUAUAGUGUAUGUACAUAAAUUUUGACGAUUGUUUUUGCACAAUUUACUUCGUAUCAG